Molecule: messenger RNA, 315 nt
Organism: Malassezia globosa CBS 7966
Lineage: Eukaryota; Fungi; Basidiomycota; Malasseziomycetes; Malasseziales; Malasseziaceae
Exons: 3
Coding region: 1-315 (104 amino acids)
Biological process (GO): L-glutamate transmembrane transport; aspartate transmembrane transport; malate-aspartate shuttle
Molecular function (GO): L-glutamate transmembrane transporter activity; L-aspartate transmembrane transporter activity
Source: RefSeq, a predicted model, not a curated record
AUGGCCACACCUACACGGCCUAAGCCUCUUCCCACUUACUAUACACUGGGAGCAGGAGCUGCAGCUGGCGUCUUUGAGCUGGCGUGUCUGUACCCACUAGAUGUCGUAAAAACACGGCUUCAACUGCAAAGCAAGCAACUAGGCGAUGGAAAAGGACCGAGCCGCGGCAUAUUACGCAUGCUCUCGUCGAUCAUGCGACACGAGGGCUUUUCUGCACUGUAUCGAGGCAUUGCACCGCUGCUCUUGUUGGAAGCACCGAAGCGAGCGAUCAAAUUUGGGUACGUGUGUACAGGUCGCAUAUGUGCCACUCAAUGA